AUGUUGGCCACGCCAGAGACCAUGGCACAGCCCCUCAGCAGCAGAGAGGGGCUCCGUGCUUCCCUGCAGUUCAUCACCGGUGUAGGAGAUGCCUGCAGGCCAGCAGCCCAGGACUGCCGCCUGUGCCACCGGAGCCGGGCAGGGCCGUACGGGCCAGAGGGGCCGGGGCAGCGGCUUCAGCGCCGCCGGGGCAGGUGGCAGGAGGAGAGCGGGGAGCGCAGCGCCCGGCCCGACUCCAGCUCCCCGCCUCCGGCCCGCGCUGCCCGCCGCGGGGGGGCUGUUGGUGAUGGUGGAGGGGGUCUCUAUAUAAGCGGCUGCAAUGGCUCUGGCGGCAAAGCCGGGCGGCGCGGCGGGGAGGCGGCGGCCGGGACCAUGGCGAGGGGCGGCGGGCAGGACCUGCCCUCCCUGCUGCUGUUCCACCUCCUGCUGCUGUGCGAGGCGAGUGGGGGGCGCCCGGCGGGGCUGGCGCGCGUGGGGAACCGGCGGCCAGGCGGGGCCCAUCACCUGACCGUCGGGGCCGCUUUCUCCCCGCAGGUGAGCGGCCGGGAGCCGGCGUGUCCCCGGCCCUGCGGCGGGCGCUGCCCGUCCGAGCAGCCGCGCUGCGCCCCGGGGGUGCCCGCCGUGCUGGACGGCUGCUCCUGCUGCCUGGUGUGCGCCCGGCAGCGCGGCGAGAGCUGCUCCCCAAUGCUGCCCUGCGACGAGAGCAGCGGGCUCUACUGCGACCGCGGCCCCGAGGACAGCGACGGGAGCGACGGUAUCUGCAUGGUGCUGGAGGGGGACAACUGCGUUUUUGAUGGGGUGAUUUAUCGCAACGGGGAAACGUUCCAGCCCAGCUGCAAGUACCAGUGCACCUGCCGCGACGGACAGAUCGGCUGCCUGCCCCGCUGUAACCUCGACCUCCUGCUACCCGGCCCCGAUUGCCCUUUCCCAAGGAAAAUCGAAGUCCCUGGAGAGUGCUGUGAGAAGUGGAUCUGCGAUCCUAAGGAUGAAGUGAUUUUGGGAGGUUUUGCUAUGGCUGCCUACAGACAAGAGGCCACACUUGGGAUUGAUGUGUCAGAUUCAAGUGCCAAUUGUAUUGAGCAGACAACAGAAUGGAGUGCUUGUUCCAGAAGUUGUGGAAUGGGCUUUUCAACCCGUGUCACCAACAGAAAUCAACAGUGUGAGAUGGUGAAACAGACACGACUUUGCAUGAUAAGACCUUGUGAAAACGAGGAGCCAACUGAUAAGAAAGGGAAGAAAUGUAUCCGAACAAAGAAGUCCCUGGAAGCUGUUCACUUCGAAUACAAGAACUGCACCAGCGUGCAAGCUUACAAACCUCGCUACUGUGGCCUCUGCAGUGAUGGGAGGUGCUGUACCCCACAUAACACCAAAACAAUACAGGUUGAGUUCCGCUGUCCACAGGGCAAAGUCCUAAAAAAACCCAUGAUGUUGAUCAACACCUGUGUCUGUCAUGCUAACUGUCCUCAGAGUAGCAAUGCUUUCUUCCAGCCAGUAGAUACGACAUCCCGCGAGGCAAAAAUAUGAAAAGCGUAUGUUAGGUAGCACAAAAGGUAUAAAUAGUUUAUAUAAAACUUGACCCACAAUCAGGUGAAUGUAACAGUUGUGUAAGUAAUCUAAGAUUUUUUUUUCAAUUCUUUUCGCUUUCUUUUUCCCUGUAGUUUAUUAAAUACCUCAUUUUACUUUUUCCCCCUCCAAAUGUCUUUUACUCACUUGGAGGAACUUUUGUACUUUGGACAGAGCUUUUCUUUCUUGACGAUGGCAUAAAGAUUGCAAGGAACAGACAUUUUUUAAUCCUUGAGUUAGGAUCAUGCCACAAGCUUUUUAAGAGUGAAUGUAUUCCUUGGGGAAUGCAUGAUACCGUAUCACAGAAACUUCCAGGUUCUUAACUUCACUUUGUAUAAUGCAUAUAAACACUGAAGCAGUGUUCUUUCUCAAUUCUAUUAAAACUCUGUUUCUGAUGACAGUAAAAAUGUUACUGUUUAAAGUGUUGCAUUCUUGUGUCAUAUAAAAUACCCUCUCUCUGUACUUCUGUCUUCAAGGAUUAAAUUUGCACUGGUGAAAUGAUAUAGCUAAGAUCUCUUGUCCUGAACCAGACUGGUAGCUGACAGCAAUUAGAUUUCUCAUUGGUAACUUCACUAGCAGUCUAAUACAAAGCCCAUGAAGUCAGAGUCUUAGGAGAACUUCGUUCUAACCAGUGUGUGUCUGUAGAACUACUUGGAUGCACAAGUAAAAUUUCUGUAAAUUCCUCUAAAAUACUAACUGUAUCAUAUGGUGCUUCAUUUGUUCAAAAGGUGUACAUGUAAAUAGGAACUGUAUAUAUUGUAAUAUAACUUAACCAAGUAAA
This is a messenger RNA of Calypte anna (Anna's hummingbird), 2344 nucleotides long. It is a transcript of the gene CCN3, whose product is annotated as cellular communication network factor 3. Gene Ontology annotation, molecular function: heparin binding; integrin binding. The record is from RefSeq and is a predicted model, not a curated record. Bases 1 to 1524 code for a protein of 507 amino acids. Gene Ontology annotation, biological process: signal transduction; cell adhesion. NCBI's taxonomy places the organism in Eukaryota, Metazoa, Chordata, Aves, Apodiformes, Trochilidae. Gene Ontology annotation, cellular component: extracellular matrix; extracellular region. The transcript has 5 exons.